This is a messenger RNA of Pygocentrus nattereri (red-bellied piranha), 1699 nucleotides long. RefSeq names its product hydroxysteroid (17-beta) dehydrogenase 7 (gene hsd17b7). Gene Ontology annotation, cellular component: endoplasmic reticulum membrane. The record is from RefSeq and is a predicted model, not a curated record. Bases 63 to 1046 code for a protein of 327 amino acids. Gene Ontology annotation, molecular function: estradiol 17-beta-dehydrogenase [NAD(P)+] activity; 5-alpha-androstane-3-beta,17-beta-diol dehydrogenase (NADP+) activity; 3-beta-hydroxysteroid 3-dehydrogenase (NADP+) activity. NCBI's taxonomy places the organism in Eukaryota, Metazoa, Chordata, Actinopteri, Characiformes, Serrasalmidae. Gene Ontology annotation, biological process: cholesterol biosynthetic process. The transcript has 9 exons.
GCCUGUGGUGGCAGCGGCCGUGCUGACAGGACAAAGCCGCGGUGAAGCUCGUUAGCAGCGGGAUGGCGAGAGUGGUGCUGGUGACCGGGGCGAACAGUGGCAUCGGUCUUGCCCUCUGUGAGCGCCUCCUGAGCCACGAUGCUCAGGUGCAGCUGUGUCUGGCCUGCAGGAAUGGACAGAGGGCCGAAGCUGCCCGCCAGGCUCUGCUGGUCUCUCACCCUCAGGCCCACAUAUCCUUGGUCCAGCUAGAUGUCGGAAGCAUGCACUCUGUCUUCAAAGCUGCCCAGGAGGUCAGACAGAGGUAUAACAGGCUGGACUACCUUUACCUCAAUGCUGGAAUCAUGCCUAAUCCACAGGUGGAUCACAAAGCAUUCUACAAAGGCUUGUUUUCAGGCAAGGCAGUCCACAUGUUUUCUACGGGAGAGGGUCUCUUGACUCAGAAAGACGAGGUCACCUCUGAUGGUCUGCAACAAGUGUUUGCUACUAAUCUCUUCGGCCAUUUCAUAUUGGUACGAGAGCUGGAGCCCUUGUUGUGCCGACCAGGCAACAGCUCUCUGAUCAUCUGGACGUCGUCCAGUAAUGCACGCCGGUCAGCAUUCAGUCUGGAUGACCUGCAGCACAAGCAAGGCAACGAGUCCUACAGCUCCUCCAAAUACGCCUCAGACCUGCUAAGCCUGGCCUUCAAUCGCCACUACAACAGCAAGGGUCUGUAUUCAUCAGUAAUCUGUCCUGGACUGGUGAUGACUAACCUCACAUAUGGCAUCCUACCGUCCUUCUUCUGGACUCUUAUUAUGCCCAUAAUGUGGUUGAUCAGAAUCUUCACCAACACUUUCACCCUCACACCUUAUAAUGGAGCUGAGGCUUUGUUUUGGCUGUUCAAGCAGAAACCUGAGGCACUGGAUCCGAUGGCGAAAUACCACAGUUUAACCUCCGGUCUGGGAAACAACUACACCCAGCCUUGCAAGAUGGAUAUUGAUGACAUCAUGGCAGAGACACUCUAUGAGAAAUUACUAGACCUUGAAGAUGCCAUUCGGAAGAAACUGUAAACCGAGGAUAUUGGACGCACAGCAUAAAUCACCAUAAUUUAGGAUGUGGAGGAGAUUAUAACAUUCAUGCCCACUUUAUACUAUGCACACUUUACAAGUCACCAGUGUUAAAUUACUUUCUUCUAAAUUUAGCCUUCGUAGUGGUUAUACCUCAAUGUGAACUCCACAGGAACGAACACUGGUGAUGCUUGUUUUAAAUGAGAUGUACCGAAUACCUUAUUUGGACUUUGAGGUGUUUUAGACAUUUAUUGAAAAGCGUUUUUAGCAAGGAUGUAAUGACAUCAGAAUAUCAAAAAAAUAUAUAUAAAGGUUCAAAACAAUGUCAGUUUAAAAUACGAUCCACUCCUCAGCCUCUUACUAAGGACCUUUAUGUAAUUGAAUGUUUUCAUUGUUUAAAACAGCACUUGUAGUGUUAGACAUUCUGUUGCAGAUGUGCCUUUGUAUCCCUUGUAUUUACUUGCUAAUUCCAUCCUAACUACUAUCUGAGGACCAUAUAGAGUUUCUGUAAACUGGUUAUUACAGUGUUCAAUACAAGAGUUAAAUGUUUAUUUGAGCAUACUGAUGAAUCAAGAUUCAGAAAUAAGUGGUGCCUUGAUGGUUUAAACUUGAACAGACGCUGAACAUUCCAAGUAAAAUAAUCAUUUUUGGACAGA